Messenger RNA from Xiphophorus maculatus (southern platyfish), 570 nucleotides. It is a transcript of the gene mrps18c, whose product is annotated as mitochondrial ribosomal protein S18C. The transcript has 6 exons. Bases 22 to 489 code for a protein of 155 amino acids. NCBI's taxonomy places the organism in Eukaryota, Metazoa, Chordata, Actinopteri, Cyprinodontiformes, Poeciliidae. Gene Ontology annotation, cellular component: mitochondrial small ribosomal subunit; ribosome. The record is from RefSeq and is a predicted model, not a curated record. Gene Ontology annotation, molecular function: small ribosomal subunit rRNA binding; structural constituent of ribosome. Gene Ontology annotation, biological process: mitochondrial translation.
AAAGUUUAAUUAAAACUGGAAAUGCGGUCGCUCGGAACCACAGUGACACUGCCAGUGUUUACCGUCGUCCCGGAGCUUCUUCCUGUCCGGUGUCAGGUCAAAAUGUUGUGUGUGAGAAAACUCCAGAGGCUAAAGGCUGCUUUCUAUCUCCCUAGGAGCACAACACACAGGAGCCUUACAUCCGCUGAAGUCCUGCCGAAAGAUGACGCUCUUCUAAAAGUGGGGAAUCCGUCCAGAGAGUCCAAAAAAGGCUGCGUGCUCUGCAACGUCACUGUGGACUUUAAAAACAUACAGCUUCUGUCUCAGUUCGUCUCUCCUCACACUGGCAGGAUCUACGGCCGACACAUCACAGGAUUAUGUGGGAGAAAGCAGAAGGAGAUCUCUAAAGCCAUAAAGAAGGCUCACUCACUAGGUUUCAUGCCAGUGACCCACAAAUAUCCUGAGUUCAUGAAGGAUCCCAGGAUCUGCAGCAUCAAACAUCUGGAUUAGAGGAUCAGUAUUUCCUGCUCCCAGUGUAUAAAGUUAAAAACUGAUUUUGUUUGUAUUAAACUUAAAAAUGUCCACCAUCUC